Pelobates fuscus (common spadefoot toad) is the source of this 869-nucleotide messenger RNA. Its product is annotated as thialysine N-epsilon-acetyltransferase-like. The record is from RefSeq and is a predicted model, not a curated record. Bases 202 to 651 code for a protein of 149 amino acids. Lineage: Eukaryota; Metazoa; Chordata; Amphibia; Anura; Pelobatidae. The transcript has 4 exons. Gene Ontology annotation, molecular function: N-acetyltransferase activity.
UUAAUGGACGCCUGUGUGGUGCUAACUGUAUGUGUGUAUCAAAUGGACGCUGUGCGUUACAGUCACACUGUUCUUCUACUCAUCGUUUCUGCAUGUUUCUCCUAGGAUCUUCACCAUGUUCGGCCAACAAUGAAUCUCGUAUUAUAUUUUAUAUCUAAUAUCGUAUGAUCUAAAUUUCUAUAACUGUAUAACUAUAACUGCAUGUGUAUGUCCUCUCCAGUUCUCCGACGUGAUGGGUUUGAGGAGCCCUCACCCCUGUUUAAGUGUCUAGUGGCAGAACUUGAAGAGAAAGAUCGAGAAGAUGGAGGCCCUGCCAUCGUGGGGUUCGCACUCUCCUCCUUUAUAUACAGCACAUGGAAGGGUCGGGCACUGUACCUGGACGAUCUAUACGUCAUGCCAGCCUUUAGAGGUACAGGGAUUGGCUCAACGCUCUUUGUUGCGGUUGCCAAGUCCUGCAUGGAUCUUGGCUGUUACCACCUGCAGUUGUCAUGCUUCGAUUGGAAUAGUCCAGCCAUCUCUUUCUACAUGUCUCGAGGGGCUCUCAAUCUAUCUAAGGAAGAGGGAUUGCUUAUGUUCCGAUUCCCACCGGAUGCCCUGCGACGAAUCACUACAGACCCCGCAGUCCAAGGCCUGGAUUCUGCCAAACCAUGAAUCUUUCACCAUUUCCACAGCAAUGAAAUAGCUUUAUGAAGCCUGCGCUUGUGUGAAUCUGGCCAAUCACAAUCUGACUUUAGCAGGUGCUGUAGAAAUAUAAUGUAGAGGAAUACAGCGUGACCAACUACGUCCUCCUUGGUGAGAUGCUACCAGCUGUCCUACUGCAUUCUGAGCCGUGUUAUAGUGUUACAAUAAAAUUACUUUGACCAAGCAUU